GCUUGUAUAGAUGAUAACGUAGAUAUGGUGAAAUUUCUGGUGGAAAAUGGAGCAAAUAUUAAUCAACCAGAUAAUGAAGGCUGGAUACCUCUACAUGCAGCUGCUUCCUGUGGAUAUCUUGAUAUAGCAGAGUAUUUAAUUAGUCAAGGAGCACACGUAGGAGCUGUAAAUAGUGAAGGAGACACUCCAUUAGAUAUUGCUGAAGAAGAGGCAAUGGAAGAGCUGCUUCAAAACGAAGUAAAUAGACAAGGAGUUGAUAUCGAGGCAGCUCGAAAAGAAGAAGAACGGAUAAUGCUUAGAGAUGCAAGGCAGUGGCUCAACAGCGGCCAUAUCAAUGAUGUCAGGCAUGCAAAAUCUGGUGGUACAGCACUUCAUGUAGCUGCUGCUAAGGGCUAUACAGAAGUCUUAAAGCUUUUAAUACAGGCUCGCUACGAUGUAAAUAUUAAAGAUUAUGAUGGCUGGACACCACUUCAUGCUGCUGCUCAUUGGGGUAAAGAAGAAGCAUGUCGCAUUUUAGUGGAAAACCUUUGUGAUAUGGAGGCUGUCAACAAAGUGGGCCAGACAGCAUUUGAUGUGGCAGAUGAAGAUAUUCUAGGGUAUUUAGAAGAAUUACAGAAGAAGCAGAAUCUGCUUCAUAGUGAAAAACGGGAAAAGAAAUCUCCCCUAAUUGAAUCUACAGCCAUGGAUAAUAAUCAGACGCAAAAAACAUUCAAGAAUAAAGAAACCUUGAUUAUGGAGCAAGAAAAGAAUGCAUCUAGUAUAGAGUCUCUGGAGCAUGAAAAAGCAGAUGAGGAGGAAGAGGGAAAGAAGGAUGAAUCCAGCUGUUCUAGUGAAGAAGAUGAUGAUGACGACUCAGAAUCUGAAGCAGAGACAGAUAAGACCAAACCCUUGGCAGCUGUAACUAAUAAUGCAAAUACCACCAGUACACAAUCAGCUUCUGUAGCUGUGACAGCGCCUUCAGUAACUGGUGGUCAAGGAACACCUACAUCACCUGUUAAGAAGUUUCCAACAUCGGCAGCCAAGGUUUCUCCCAAAGAGGAAGAGAGGAAAGAUGAAUCUCCAGCUUCUUGGCGGUUAGGGCUUCGAAAAACUGGUAGUUAUGGUGCACUUGCAGAGAUUACUGCUUCCAAGGAAGCUCAGAAAGAAAAGGACUCUGCAGGUGUUAUGCGUUCCGCUUCAAGCCCUAGACUCUCCUCUUCGUUGGACAACAAAGAAAAGGAGAAAGAUGGAAAAGGAGCUAGACUUGCCUAUGUUGCACCUACAAUACCAAGACGACUGGCCAGUACCUCUGACAUUGACGAAAAAGAAAAUAGGGACUCGUCUGCUAGCUCAAUACGUGGUGGCAGUUCAUACACAAGAAGAAAAUGGGAGGAAGAUGCGAAGAAAAACAGUUUGAAUGAAGGUCCUACAUCGUUAAACACGAGUUAUCAAAAAAGUGGCUCCUUUGGUAGAAGACAAGAUGAUUUGAUUAGUUCUAGUGUUCCAAGUACUACAUCAACAGUUACCUCUUCUGCUGGUCUUCAGAAAACACUGCCUGCCAGCACAAACACUACUACAAAGAGUACAACGGGUUCUACUUCAGCAGGUGUACAAAGCAGUACCUCAAAUCGUUUGUGGGCUGAGGAUAGUACUGAGAAAGAAAAGGACAAUAUUCCUACAGCAGUGACCGUUCCUGUUGCACCAUCUAUUGUAAAUGCUACAGCCACUACCACAGCCAUGACUACAGCUACUUCUGGCACUGUGUCCUCAACAUCAGAGGUCAGGGAGAGACGGAGAUCAUACCUCACUCCAGUAAGGGAUGAAGAGUCAGAGUCCCAAAGAAAGGCUAGAUCCAGGCAAGCAAGACAGUCCAGAAGAUCUACACAGGGUGUGACACUGACAGAUCUUCAAGAGGCUGAAAAGACUAUAGGAAGAAGUCGCCCCACACGAACCAGAGAACAGGAGAAUGAAGAAAAAGAAAAAGAAGAGAAAGAAAAGCAAGAUAAAGAAAAGCAAGAAGAAAAGAAAGAAUCUGAGACUAAAGAUGAUGAUUAUAGACAAAGAUAUUCCCGAACUGUUGAAGAGCCAUAUCAUCGCUAUAGACCAACUUCAACUUCAACUUCUUCGUCAUCCACCUCUUCGCUCUCCACCUCUACUAGCUCUCUUUCAACUUCAAGUCAACUAAACAGACCAAACAGCCUUAUAGGUAUAACUUCUGCCUAUUCUCGGAGUGGAACAAAGGAAAGUGAGAGAGAAGGGGGCAAAAAAGAGGAAGAAAAGGAGGAAGAUAAGUCACAGACUAAAUCAAUAAGGGAAAGGCGGCGACCAAGAGAAAAACGACGAUCUACAGGAGUCUCCUUUUGGACUCAAGAUAGUGACGAAAAUGAACAGGAGCACCAGUCUGAUUCAGAAGAAGGAACAAACAAGAAAGAAACUCAGAGUGAUAGCCUUUCAAGAUAUGAUACAGGAUCCCUCAGCAUGUCUUCAGGUGACCGUUAUGAUUCAGUGCAGGGGCGAUCUGGGCCACAGAGUUACCUUGAAGAUCGAAAACCCUACUGCAGUAGACAAGAUAAAGAAGAUAGCACUGAUUUUAAGAAGCUUUAUGAACAGAUUCUAGCUGAAAAUGAAAAACUGAAAGCACAGUUACAUGAUACCAACAUGGAACUUACAGAUCUUAAACUACAGUUGGAAAAGACCACUCAGAGACAAGAAAGAUUUGCUGACAGAUCACUCUUGGAAAUGGAAAAAAGGGAAAGAAGAGCUCUAGAAAGAAGGAUAUCUGAAAUGGAAGAGGAACUGAAAAUGCUACCAGAUCUGAAGGCAGACAACCAGAGGCUAAAAGAUGAAAAUGGGGCCUUGAUCAGAGUUAUAAGCAAACUUUCCAAAUAAAGGGUUUACUACAGCAGCGAAUAACGGCAUUGCACAUCACUAGUAACUCCAGUGGACCAUAGUAUGGCAGUCACUGGAAGUGUGGGAAGAUCCCUUGGAGACUGUCAUUUUCAGAUAUCCUGCCAAACGCCCUCUUACCUGUGUGUUUUUUUUGUAUCAAGAUCAUUGUUUCUGUUAAAAUGCAGCUGCUGAGAAGAUAAAAUGACUGAGAAAUCUUGUUUACAGCUACAGCAUAAUAAGGAAAGUGUUCAAGGCCAGAUACGCCUCAGAUAUUUAACCAGUAAGCCUUAGUUGUACAUAAACACUUUUACAUCAACAAAAGCUUUCAGCUCUCACAGAAGACAGUUACUCAAUAACGUUUUUUUUGUGCCACAGUUCCCAUUUUUUUUCCCUAUAUUCAGUUUUUCUUUAAAUCUUAAGUUUGGAUUUGUUUUUUUCCCUUCUAAUUAUUCAUGUACCAGAUUUUCUUGUACAGUGUUUUCACAGCUUUACCAUUUGCAGAGACCACACACCCUUUUAAAUUACAUAUUUGUGUAGCUACCUAGAGUUGUAUUGUCCAACCACCUGGAACAGAGAUGUUUGGUGGAACAUUUGCUUUCACUGUUUGUGCAAUAUGCAUUUAUUUCCUAUACAAAAUGCUUUAAAAGUCAGUUGAAACUAGAGUUAUUUUAUGAGUCCUGUUUUCUGCCUUUAUUGGUCACUUAAAAAAAAAAAAAAAGUUUGUAGUGAGAGAUGUUAGAUCCUGUAAUUGUCACAUUCAUUUGAGCAGGUACUGAGUGAUGCUGUAUAUAUAAAUGUGUACUGGUUUGAUUUUUUUCAGACCACCACGUGGCAUGCUUGAAUAUAUUUCCCUAUUGCAAAUGUCUGUUAAUGCAAAUUAGGCUACUCCAGAAUAGUGUGUUUAACAAAAUUCAUUAAUUUUUAUGGUAUAAAGAAUUUAGACAUUGUACAUUGUAUGGAGCCCUAUCUUUACAAAAGGUCUAAACUAUAUAAAAUACUUUAUUAUCUUUUCCUCCCAUUUUUUUUCAUUUGAUAGCGUUCACCAUAAUAAAAAAUUGCAUAAAUAUAACUGCUUCACUACAUUUCACAUACCUGUAUUUAUCUGAGUGCUGUCCAAAACUGUUGUGCUAGCCAAAGUAAUGUUACUAAAUCAUUGAAAAACAUAACCCAUUACACUCACAUUAAUGUUUAUAUGCACUGUUGUUGCCAUGUGAGAAGGCAUCUAAUUUGAUAACACCAUCAUGUCAGACCAUUUUAUACAUUUCAGUGGCCUUUAAAAACAAAAAAGUACUUAAGUGAAGAUCGCUUUUGUUAGAAACAAACAGCUUUUAUAUUUUCACUAAACCAUUCAGAAUAUGACAUCUUAUUGGCACAUAGUUUAUUGCCUAAAACCACUGAACAGAUCAGCCAUUAAAACAAAUUGUACAUUGUAAAGCUUGUAGUAGCUAUUGUAUUAUUGAUUAUAUUGUAUACUAUAUUAAAUGUGAAUUUGUACCCCUUCAUUUAAAAAGGUCAUUGUGUUCUACUGCCUACUUGGGGGCGGGGGGGAGGGGGUAGUUUUAUGGGGGUGGGAUAUGCUUUGGUAAGGAAGACAUGAUGUCCUCUCUGUGUUGAUUGGUUUUUUGAAGAUGUAAGGUUAUGCUCUUACUACCAAGCUCAGGAUUCUUGAUUUUAAAGGUACACGGAUAGUUUGAGAUAUCUUAUUGUAAUUGAUCUGUAUGAGAGGUGGGUCUGAACCAUAGGGAACUUCCAUUGUCUUAUGCUAACAUAAAAUAAGCAAAGAAUUUAAACAGUUUGAAUGGCUGCAAUGUAUUGAGUUCUGUUACAAGACAGUUAGGCAUAUUCUGGAUUAUAUUUGGUAAAGUUUGGGUGCCUGUGAAUGAUUAAAUACGUGUUUCUAAUAUUUUAGUGUUUUAUAUUUAGGUUAUUUAUUCUUUAUAUCUAAAAAAAAAAUGAAUGGCUACUGUGCUAUAUUGAUUUUAUUGGUAGUACUGAGCAGACCUUGUAUCUGCAUGAAACUAGUUGCAAAACCCACUAUUUUGGAAAAAAAAAAAUGUAUUUUGACAUAUACAAAUAAAAUGAAUACAAACUAUUUUAAAUGUGUGAAAGUUUUACUGAGAAGACAUUGAAAUUUGUUAUGAAUUUAAACCAUGUUAUAAGUUUGCUAUUUAAAUUCUUCGGGCAUUUUUCAUUCAUUGCAUUACUUGGAUGCAAAGUUCAAGUGCUUUUCAAAGAUUGUAAUCAAAUUGUGAUUAUUUGCACAUCAUUGUACAUGCACAUCUGUAAAUGCAACAGUAAAAAUGCCAUAUUUAUGCGAUCUGUAACAACUUGGACAAAUGUUUAUAUAUUUUACAUAAACCUGUCUGUGUGCAGAAUCUGAGAACCAUUUUUUAUGCGGUGUUACCUGAAUCUCAAAAUGUAGCUGCUAAGCAUGUGUGAUCAUCAUGUUGUACUAGUUGUCUUGCAAACAAAAACAUUCCCAGAAGAUCCUGAUACGACAGAGACAAAACUGUAGUGGAGGACUAUGCUAUUAUUUAGGGGGACAGCUGGAAUAUGAGAAAUACUUUACUGCUAAUUGCUGGCUCUGACUAAGCUCUGUUAAACGGGUAACACAGGAAGAUGGUAAUUCAGCACAGCAACUUAAAACUUUCAGGGUACUUCUCCCAGUGCGGAGAGGGAUCUUUCUGUGCCAGAAUUAACAUCAAAUAAACAUGGAAGCAGCCGGUGCCCGAGAGUUAGAGGCAAAGGGAACACCCAGACGCAUCCACAGCCAUUAACAAAGUCUAACCCUGAGAAGAGCAGGAGUAACUGCAUGUGGAAGGCCGUGCAGGUAGCACAAAUCCCUGGCAGAUGAGGGAGCGUGUCUGUGUCAAGACUGUGUAACUUAGUGGCUCCAUUUCUAACUUUAGCCAUUAGCCUAGGAUAAGAGACUUUGGAGUUGGAACGUCGUUUUUUCCACCCCUACCUCCCUCAUCGUGAAUGAUUUCCUUCCCCAUUCUUCCAUACUGCUUUCAGCCAUUUGCUACUGCCUUUCCAGACUCCAAGAAGAGUAACUAUACUUGUUUUCUUUCUCACUCUGUAGAUUUGUGUUUCUUUGCACAAAAAAGUGCAAAGCAUAACGUGCAAAGUGUAUGUGACAAAGUACAAAGCCUAACAGUCUCGGUGUAUCUGUACUUUAGAAUAUGGUCUUCCAUGCUAAACUUUGGUUUGUGCUCAGAUAAAUAUUAAAACAAAAGGGUUUA
Messenger RNA from Struthio camelus australis, 6110 nucleotides. NCBI's taxonomy places the organism in Eukaryota, Metazoa, Chordata, Aves, Struthioniformes, Struthionidae. The record is from RefSeq and is a predicted model, not a curated record.